Messenger RNA from Eremomyces bilateralis CBS 781.70, 1640 nucleotides. RefSeq names its product palmitoyl-protein thioesterase 1 precursor. The record is from RefSeq and is a predicted model, not a curated record. Bases 336 to 1319 code for a protein of 327 amino acids. Gene Ontology annotation, cellular component: lysosome. NCBI's taxonomy places the organism in Eukaryota, Fungi, Ascomycota, Dothideomycetes, Eremomycetales, Eremomycetaceae. Gene Ontology annotation, molecular function: thiolester hydrolase activity; palmitoyl hydrolase activity. The transcript has a single exon.
GAAACCUCCGUUUUUGGAGGCCAUUUCGGUAGCACACAGCGUUACUCCGUACAUGGUAUGGUCCGGCAUCGAAAUUGUGGGUAUCGUGCUUGGCGCCAUCCUCAUGCAUACAUUAGUAUCCGUAGUUACAUAGUUACGACUUGUUGACUAUUGCCCGACCCUUCUGAGUUCUAUCAACAUAUCGUUGAUGCGAUACGGUAUAUGGAAUGUUCGGGUAGCAACUGGCUUCAUCUAAAUAUGUCCUGACACUCGACUACCAUAUUCCAAACCACCCGCAUAUGUUCUCGACGUUCCUGUCGAGCGUUUGAACCCUUUGCUAGUUCCCAGUCGCCAACAUGUUCACCGCAGCGAACGCCCUUCUUUCCAUCUCCGCGCUGCUUGCUUGCUUGACAUUGGUCGUCGCCUCCCCGAACCCGCCAUACCAGCCUCCUCUGAUCGUAUGGCAUGGCCUAGGCGACACCUUCGACAGCGAAGGGUUGCAGUCCGUCGCAAAACUUGCCGCUGAAGUUCAUCCAUCGACCUAUGUCCAUGUCAUUCGCCUCGGCGAGGACGCGUCGGCCGAUCGAACCGCGACCUUCUACGGCGACCUGAACGUCCAGGUUCAGCAAGUCUGCGACGACCUCUCCCAGCACCCCAACAUCUCGUCCGCCCCGGUCGUCAAUGCGCUCGGAUUCUCACAAGGCGGAGUCUUCCUGCGGGGAUUGGCCGAGCGCUGCGGCCCUCGGAUCGCCAACCUCGUGACCUUUGGCAGCCCGCACAACGGCAUCGUCGACGUUCGACCGUGCAAAUCGGGGGACUGGUUGUGCGAGGGUGCCAUCGCGCUGUUCCGGUCUAAUGUUUGGGCCGGAUGGGUUCAAGGUCGCGUCGUCCCGGCGCAGUACUAUCGGAACUUCGACGACGAAACCGGAAAGCCCUCGUCCGAGUACCUGGACCGGUCCAACUUCCUCGCCGAUAUCAACAACGAGCGGGACACGAAGAAUAAGGGGUAUGCGCGGAAUCUCGCUGGCCUGCGUCGUUUCAUCAUGUACAUGUUCGAGGACGAUACGGUGAUCAUCCCGAAGCAGAGCGCGUGGUUUGCGGAGGUCAACCGUGCCACUGGCGAUGUGACUCCCCUCGUUGAGAGGGAUAUAUACCGCGACGAUUGGCUGGGCUUGAAGGCAGUGGACCAGAGGGGAGGAAUUGUCUUUCGGACCGUUCCUGGUGAGCACAUGCAUCUGAGCGACGACAUCUUGGAACCGGCCUUUAAAGAGUACUUCGGUCCCAUCAAUUUGCGCUCGGCAGAGGCUGACACGGUCGCUUUCCAUGAUUGGGAGCUGUAAAAUUGGCUUCUCCCCAGCUUGUUUUAUUGCGGAAUGCUUAAAUAUACACAUGAAGUGAAGUCGAAACUCGGUGCUGACAUUCCGUCCAUAACCGUUGACUAUCGUUACGGAAAGGUCCCAACACAUGAAAAAGACGCUUGAUCGCCACACGUUCAAAAAGAUCGGGAUACCCUCUCAUCUAGUGGAAUCAUAGCUUGGGGAGACCGAUCAUGUCCAACAAAACGCCGGAUCCAUGCAGUUGAAUCGCUGGUGGUCGCUUAAACAUUGGUAUGCGCCGCUAUAAUUUAGUCCAGUGCACCGCCAGUCCGAAAGGAGAGUACU